Messenger RNA from Amaranthus tricolor (Joseph's coat), 993 nucleotides. Its product is annotated as pentatricopeptide repeat-containing protein At1g55890, mitochondrial-like. The transcript has 2 exons. Gene Ontology annotation, molecular function: protein binding. Bases 1 to 993 code for a protein of 330 amino acids. NCBI's taxonomy places the organism in Eukaryota, Viridiplantae, Streptophyta, Magnoliopsida, Caryophyllales, Amaranthaceae. The record is from RefSeq and is a predicted model, not a curated record.
AUGUCGAAUUGCAAAGUUCUGAUUCGUCUCCAUAGCUUAUUUUCUUGUACCCCAAAACCAAUAAACUCCAUUAAAGCAGUACCACCAACCCAUAUUAAAGAUCUUUUAAACCAAAAUAGUUCUCGCACACUGGUUCAAAAAUUCAAGUCUCUGUCUGAGAAUUCUUACUUUAGGGAAAGACAUCGUAGAAUUUAUGAGAACGUAAUUCAUCGUCUUUUUCUUGCAAAAGAGUUGUCUUUGAUUGAAGAUGUGCUAGAAUCCCAGAAAGAUUACAUUUCUAAUGAAGGGUUUGGUGCUAGUCUGGUUUAUUUAUACGGAAAAGCUGGCAUGUUUGAUCAUGCACGUAAGAUGUUCGAUGAAUUGAUUCAACGAGGUGAUAUGCAUAGUACACUAUUAUUCGAUAACCUUUUCGGUGCUGCUUAUGAUGCUGGGGAAUACGAUAAAGUUUACCAUCUUUUUCAAGAAUUACCCUCGAAAUUGGGUAUUAAACCUAGUGAAGUAGCUAAUAGUACUGCUGUUCAUUCAUUGUGUAAACUCGGUUUGUUUGAUGAUGCAUUGGAGUUGUUUGAUCAAAUAGAGGAAAAUGGAAUUAAUCCUUGUGUCUAUUCGUUUAAUUCACUUCUUUGUGGGAUUUAUGAGAAUGGUAAAUUUGAAGAAGGUGAAAAAAUAUGGGAAAGAAUGAUUAAGAAUGGUGUGGUUCCUGAUACAAUUAGCUAUAAUAGUAAGUUACAUAGGCUUUUCAAUGAUGGGAAAGUUUCUGAGGCAAUGCGGUUGUUUAUGGAAAUGAAAAGUAAUGGACUAAAGCUUAAUGUGUGUACUUACAAUGCUUUGAUUCUAGGAUCAUGUAAGAGUGAUGAUUUAGAUGGUGUAAGGAAGUGGUAUAAGGAACUUGUGAACACUUAUGGUGUGCCUAACAGGGUGACUUCAGAACCAUUGUUCCGUUUUUGUGCGAUAAGGGCGAUUUUGAUUUGGCAUAUCAGGUGUGCAGGGUGA